UAAAGCUUCUUUCCGCUCUCUUACUCAGGCAGGAGCAAGAGGCCCUGGAAUCGCUGGGAGCUUUGGAUCAUCAACGGUAACGAUGACCCCCCUGCUUCUGCUGUGUGUGUCCUUGCCCUUCAUCUCGGCAACUGUAGUAUUCCAGCUUGAAAACCAUGACGACAUGGACGGCACGAUGCGUGUCAGCAUCCCCUUGGAGAUGCCUCUGCGUCCUCUGCUGGGCAGCAAGGUGGUCGUACCCUGUUACUUCCAGGACAACACAGUGAAUGACCCCGGAGCCCCCACCGUCACUCCGCUCUCACACCGCAUCAAAUGGAGCCAUGUCACAAAGGAGAAAGUCACCACGAUCCUGGUGGCGUCUGAGGGGAAAGUCCAGGUGGAGACGGAGUAUCUGGACAGAGUGACGAUGAUCAACUACCCGCUGGUGGCCACCGACGCCACCAUGGAGAUCACAGAGCUGCGGUCCAAAGACUCGGGAACGUACCGCUGCGAGGUGCUGCACGGCAUCGAGGACAACUACGACUCUGUGGACAUUCAGGUUCAGGGUAUUGUGUUCCACUACCGUGCCAUCACCACCCGCUACACCCUGACAUACGAGAAGGCGAAGGCCGCCUGCCUCCAGAACAGCGCCACCAUCGCCACCCCCGCCCAGCUGCAGGCGGCCUACGAUGACGGUUACCACCAGUGUGAUGCUGGAUGGCUCUCUGAUCAGACUGUCAGGUACUGU
Molecule: messenger RNA, 727 nt
Organism: Gymnodraco acuticeps
Lineage: Eukaryota; Metazoa; Chordata; Actinopteri; Perciformes; Bathydraconidae
Product: aggrecan core protein-like
Exons: 4
Biological process (GO): cell adhesion
Molecular function (GO): hyaluronic acid binding
Source: RefSeq, a predicted model, not a curated record